AAGACAAAAUUGCCUUCGUGAAACGGAAAGCGCUGAUUUGUCGCCAAUCUUCCUAUCUCGGAAGAAUGGUCCUAGGACGUUCCUACGUAUCGCUCAUCUCGUCAUGCAACAGGCCCCAAAUCUUUGAGCCAAAUGCAACUGCGGCGCGCGCGCUGCGAGCGAUUGCAUAUCUGCGCAUGCGUUUUUGCAUGCCACGUAAAAACAAGAUUGGACGUGGAUGCAGCAGCCGUCAUCCCGUUUUUAUCACUAUAUUGACACGUCAACUAAUCACAACGGUAUUUGAUAAAAGCGUGAAUCUAGAAGCAAAUGUGGUGCCUUAACCUGGAAGUAAUUGGACAACUGACCAUGUGACCUCGUCCAUAUCACCUGUCAUGUGAAAAGCGUCAGAGGAUCCCCAAGUCCAAGAAAAUACCAACCAACCAAAGUAGUUUGGAGGAAAGGUGUAACAGUGGUUGGAGGGAAACAUAUCCCGGACCAGAAAAGAACUUUGAUACAGGCAGGGAAAUACUGAAGCGUGUACCCCUCGGGCUAUUUGGAGGUAGCCCCGAUUCUGGGGCAAGUUGUCACCGGACCUGCUGGUCACCAUAGAUCCCUCUGAAGUCAAUGUUCCCCUGUCUGGUGUAUCGGACAUAGAUCAUUACACCAAGAUGGGGCAAACUCCCUGGUCAGCGGUCAUCAACCUUAGUAACAGCAUCAUAGGGGUCAGUGUUCUGGCCAUGCCCUGGUGUUUCAAAGAGUGUGGGGUGGUUCUUGCCAUAUCUCUGCUUAUUAUUACUGGUAUCGUCAACAAGUUCAGUUGCAAUCUGCUUCUGAGAUCAAGUAAAGCUACCAGGAAAACUUCUUAUGAAACCGUUGCUCACCAUACUUUGGGUGGCAUGGGAAAACUUUCUGUAGAAGUUAGUGUAAUCUUAUUAUUGAUGUGUACAUGCAUAGCUUUCUUUGUUAUAAUCGGUGAUCUGGGCCCAUCGUUGGUGUCUAAAUUUGCAGGUAUUGAGAACACCUCAAACCUUAGAACAUUUAUUCUGCUUGGAACAGCCGUCUUCAUCAUCUUGCCUUUAGCUCAGAAGCGGAAUGUUGAGAGUCUGAGUGCUCUUAGUACGAUAUCCAUCUCCUUUUAUUUCUUCUUUGCCACGAGUGUAUUUGUUGACUGUAUUCCUAGGUUAAUUUCAUUGGAGUGGGUGAAUAAUGUAGCUUUUUGGAGACCAGCAGGCGUUCUAAAAGGAAUGUCCAUCUUCGCCUUGUCUAUGUGUUGUCAACCAACAUUAUUUCCUAUUUAUAAUUCUCUCCAAGAGAGAACCCCAAAGAUGAUGGAAGAUGUAGUAUCCAAGGGAGUCAACCUGGUUGCAUUUGUCUACAUGGUGAUUGGUUUCUUUGGGUACAUCACCUACUAUACGGAAGGUAUCAAAGGUGACAUUCUUCUAAACCAACCCCCUUCAUUGGUAUCUGAUGGGUUAAAGCUCUGCUUUGCCCUCUCUGUAGCACUCAGCUUUCCUUUGUGUGUGUUUCCAUGUCGGGCAAGCCUCUUUUCACUGAUCUCCCCAAAUGCAGAUUGUAACCCCAUCACCGGUAUGACUUACAUUCCUCCUACCAUGUUCAGAAUCAUCACAGUCGUCAUCUUAGCCAUCACACUUACCAUCGCCAUCCUUAUACCAAAUGUUGAGGUUGUAUUGAGUUUGACAGGAUCCACCAUGGGUUCGUUGGCUUGUUUUAUAUUACCAGCUCUCAUCUACCAGCAUACAGUAGGUGUACCAACAAGAUUCAUGCCAAAGGUAUUACUCAUCAUUGGCAUCUGUUUCAUGCUGUUCAGCACAUAUGACAACGUCCGCCCCGCCCCACAGGAUCCCAACAUACCCGCCCCUGUGCCGGUCUUUAAUCAACCUGACGACAUCCCAAUCAAUAAGCUUGAUGAGGUUCCAAUAGAGAAGGUGGCUGAGAAGGCAGGCGAUGGCUUGGCCAAUGUGGUAGAUAAAAUAGGAUUACAAGGAGAUGACAUAAAUAAAGAGAAGGAUAAAGAGUUAAAUGUUGCUGAUAUUAUGGCUGUUAAAGAUACAGGAGAACAAUCAAAAGAAAAAGGAGAUGAAGUGAAGAGGCAGGAACCCCCUAUUCCUCAUGCGCCUAUAGAGGGAGCUUUACCAGAUACUAAAGACAAGGCGAAUGAAGAUGUGAAAGAAAAGAAUGAAGUUCAGUUGGAGGUUCCUGACAAGAAGGUAGAAAAGGAAGAAGCAGCAGAAGAAGAAGAAGCGGUUCCCAAAGAGAAGCAUAAAAAGCACAAAGAUGAAGCUGAAGGGGAUCGAGACGAACGUGAUCUAGGUGAUGCUGAUGAUGCCAAGAAAGAUUCUAAGGAUAAAGAGAUUGCUGAAGAGACAGAAGAAAAGUUUAAGGUUCAGGAAGAAAAACAGGAAAAACAAGAGAAAAAACUUGAAGAAUUACAGGCUCGUCAAGUAAUCCAAGAGAGACUGAUCGUCAAACAGGCCGAGGAGAUCGAUCAACUCAAGAAAGAACACGAGCAAGAAAAACAAAUUGAGGAAGAUGCAGCUGCCCAGUUGGCUGCUCAGCAAGCUAUAGGGCAAGUACCACAGCAACCUGUUGUAGGUGGUGUUCAACAACAACAACCUGUGGCAGCUCAGCAAGUACCAGGUGGACAACCAGUGAUUGGGCAACCAAUAGAUGGGCAAGUCGGUGAUCAGCAAGCAGCACUCGGACAGCUUGGGGUACAACAACAACAGCAACCCUUGGCAGGGCAAGUUCCUGUACAACCUGUGGUACAAGUGGCCGGACAACUACCAGUGGUGCAACAACCUGCUGGACAAUUGCCAAUGGCACAGCAAGCAGUCGGUCAGCUUCCAGUCGCACAACAAGCGGCUGGUCAGAUUCCAGUUGCACAACAAGCGGCUGGUCAACUACCAGUUGCACAAGGGGCUGGGCAACUACCAGUUUUGCAACAAGCUGCUGGACAACUUCCUGUUGUGCAACAAGUGCCAGGUCAGCUUGCAGGGCAACAACUUCAAGGACAAUUCGCACAACAACCACUGGCAGCAGGACAGCAAGGUGUUCAGGUUGGUAUGCAACCUGUAGCAAAGAUGGUUAGCAUGUUUCCGCAAGGUGAUGGUGGCAUGGGGCAAAACUUGGCAAUACAACAACAGGGUGGAGUAGUAGGAGGGCUUCAGCAUGCUGGUGUAGAGGGCAUUAAUCAGGUAGCAGGCAUAGAAGGAGUACCACCACAACAGCAGCAACAACAACUGAUGCAGGGAGGGGUGGGACUACAAGGUAUCCAACUUGAUGGUGCUGGCAUGCAAGCUGCUGUGGGUGGUGGUGGUGGUGCAUUUGGGCAAGCUAACAUUUUACAACAAGCAAAUGUACCUCAACAGGUUCCUCUUGCUUUACAGCAGCAGCAACAAUUCUUACAACAGCCACAACAACAGCAACAACUCCUGCAACAGCCACUACAACAACAACUCCUACAGCAGCCGCCACAACAGCAACAACAGGUAUUUAUGCAGCAACAACAACCGGUUCUUGUAGAUCAACAACAGGUUCCUUUACAGCAACAGCAGGUUCCUCUACAACAGAACCAGCAACCUGCUAUGCAGGUCUUGCCCGAUGCUGAUGAUGGUUUGCAGGGUGGUGUUGCUGCCAUGGGACAGCAACCCCUACAACAACAGGGUAUGGUCCCACCAGGUGAUGGUAUGGCCAAUGCUGGAUUUGUGAAGCAGGCCCAGGGUGGGGCCAUGGUGGAUGGUGGUGUACCGCAACAGCCGCAGCACGUAGAGCCAGUGGAUAAGAUGAUUAAAUCAGUGGAUAAAGAUGCCGUUUUAGAACCUGGGAACGAUCUGAACCUGGCCGGCGUUCAACAGAGAGUCCUCAAUCAAGCCGAGGCUGAUGGAGAGAAGGAAAGCGAAAAACAAGCAAAAGAAGAAAGAGAAGAGGAGAAGCAUGGAGAGAGUGAUGGUGUGAUACAAAUCGUAGGGGAGGAGGAGAAGGAGGAUGAAGGGAACGGAGUAGGGAAUGGUGAUGCCGUCCCAAACCUGGAGGAAGUAAAGGGCGUGGCCGUUGAAGAGGAGAAGAAGGUCGAAGACCAGGAUCUAUUAAGAAUAGAAGAUAAACAAAGGGAGGGUGAUGCGGAGAGGGACAAUGAUAGAGAGAACGAAAACAAAGAGGAGGAAGAAAAUGAAGGGAACGAUAAAGCACCUGAAGAUGAAUCAGAACAUGAAGCCCAGAUUGAGAAGGUGGAAGAUAAACUCUUGGAGAACCAUUUGAAGAUGGUUGAGGAUAAAGAGGAAGAGUUUGCUGAUCAGGAGGAUGUUUUUGACGUCAAAGAGAAGGAUGAGGAUGAUGAGGGCAAGGUCAAGAUGAAUCAGGAACAAAACGAUCUCGCUAAGGAUAAGAAGAAAAUUCGAAGUAGAGAGGAAGUCUAGGCAGACAGAGGAUAAAAUAUGAAGAUAUUAACCACUCUAAUCAGGGACCAAAUAUGCAGCUGUGUGACCUUCAGAUAGCAAACUAUUCACCAAGAAGAAUAACAAAAUCCUUACUUCUAUUUUUCUAUUCAAAUUUAUUAUUUUUGUUUUUAAUGGAAAUGUAUAUUGCUUGGCAGCAUUUUGCUUUUUAUUUGUCUCUCAUUGAGUUAAGUUUUCAAUUUCAAUUUCUAUUUCAUUUUCAAUUUCAAUUUUAUUAUUUUAUGCCCACAUUUCUGUAACUGCACUGAGUGUGAAAUUUUGUAAAAUAAUGUAAUACAUGUAAAAAGUUGUUGAUUCUGAUAUGACAACAUUCCCGCUGACCCAGGCAUGCGAAUAAAUUUUGAUUGAAAUGUUUUAUGAUUCAAGUGCCAUAUCAGAAGAAUGAUACUGUUUGCAAUUUUUGUGAUGAUAGAAGUUUCCAUGAUUUUGUUUUUUAAUUUUUCCCAGGUGGAAGAAUAAGUGCACUUUUAUAAACAAAAAUCAUGCGGCAAUUUUAUCAUAAUUUCUUUGAAUUGCCAAUUCUACGUUUUGCACUAUAUGUUAACUUGCACAUUCUAUUAUAUAAGAUGAUGAAAUGGAUCCCAGUUGAGUUGAUUGAUUGAGUGCACCCAUAUGACUAGGCAUUCCUAACAAGUUAAUUUACUGAUGACCAGUAAUGAGGGGUUGUUAGUAGAAUCUGAUGACUGGUCUUGAUAUUGAGAUGAGGAUGAUGGCUUCACUGAGGGGUUGUUAGUAGAAUCUAAUGACUGGUCUUGAUUUUGAGAUGAGGAUGAUGGCUUCACUUAUAACAAGGAUCCACACUUAAUACUGUCUUAUAAAACAAAUAAUGCACGCCAUUUUGCUUGGGAAUUAAUGUAAUAAUCCACAUUCAUUACUUCUCAAAUGAUCCAAGCAAUUACAUAAGUUACAUUGUGCGUAUAAUUUUACCAGUGCCCUCGCUGAUGGGUGAUAUUUGUUUACUAAGUAAUCUAGAUUGUGUCAACCUUUUUUCAAAUUUCGAUAUGAAUGAAUGUACAAUAAUUCAAUCAAGAAAUUGUAUGAAUUGUGGAAUGGAUGAUUUAAUAUUCAGAUUUCUCAUUUGAAGAAAAUGUAUGUUUGCUUCUUUCAGAUAAUAAUAUAUAUUUUUUUAUUUAAUCAAGUACUAAUGAGUAGCUAAAGUAUCAAACGAAGAAUGUCAAUGUAAUGGGUGUUAUAACAUUCAGGCGCGGAUCCAGGGGGGCCAUUUGAAAAAAACAAAUUACAAUUUUUAAUGCAAAAAGCCCCUUUUUUGUGUGUCAAAAUUUACCUCCGGAAAAUUUGCCCCCCCCCCUUUUGGAAAAUCCUGGAUCCACCCCUGAUAACAUUCAUUUUAAGGUGAAAGCUGAAAUCAGGGGCAGUGCUACAUAUGGGUACCCCCCCCCCUUCCUAUGAAUUUUGAAGUAGUGAGGAAAGAGAGGAUAAAAGAGAAAGAAAGGAGAAAAGAUGUAGCUUUAGAAAAGAGAAACCUGGGUCGUGUCACUCUUUGAUAUCCCUCUUAUUCAAUUGAAGAGAAGAAAAUUUCUUUCCAAGUCACCUUAAGGUUCUCUUGCUCCCCUCCCCCCGCAUCCAAUAACCGGUACUGGGGGUCCACUUCAAUUGACGAGUGGAUACCAUGCGCGACCAUGGGGUCUCGAAAAGCACCCUAUACACGUAUUUUCCAUAUUCUGAAAAUGCACCCAUUAACAAAUAUUGGCGUGUGAAACCCUACCCUUAACAAGUAUUGAAAACAAAACGAUACUCUUGACAUGUAUUCCCUGAAUUGACCCCCUAAACAAGUACAGCGAUAUUUUUAUUGUUAUGUCACGGUCGUCGGUUUUACCUUUACCUACAUCAUUGGGUUUAGUACAGCCCCACAUCUCGCGCAAAUCGUACUCUAAACACGUAGUGUUGACAGUUGAGGCAAAAAGUACAUCCUUUAUAAAACAUUUACUCUUAAUUUUUUACACCUUCGCAAAUUUGACCCUAAACACGUAGCUUUCCUAGCGAAAAUAGAUACCCUUUUUUCAUUAUAUUAGUGUUUUUGACACCCUUAUUACGUUACGUACGUAACGUGCCCUAUCUUGAAAGAGACAUCCUUUUUACGUGUUUUUUUUUGGUCGCCCAUGGUAUCCACUCGCCAAUGUAAGUGGCCCCCGGGGCCGGUACUGCCUCUUCUGAAAUGAUUGUUUGCCCAACUAAAAAUGAAGGGAAAAAUGAAUAGAUUUAACAUGUGUAAAUAAUAAAUAUAUGAUACUUGUACUGUUCAAAAACAUAUUUUAGCUCAUAAAACAAUUCUUAUUGCCUUUUAUAAGUCUUCCUGUUGUUGAAUUUUGUGUCUUUGCAAUAUAUUUUUAUAUACUGUUAUGUGUGCCUGUAAUUUCUAAGUAUCUAGUGUAUUUUUAAAUUUGUUUGGAUAUGCUUAUAUGUAAAUAUUAAAGUCUACAAUCUUUCUCUAGUCUUGUUGAACAUCCAUAUACAACUGAUGUCAUGUAAGGUUCAUUGUAUAACCAACUGAUUAUGAUUAGGCCUGUAGCCAGGGUUUUCAAGUUGGUAGUUCGAUCCUCUCUCUUUUCUCCUCUCCUACUUUUCCUCCCAAUUUUUCUUGCUUUUGGAAAAUUUCAGGGAGUUCAAUCGAAUCCCCUGCACCCCCUGGCUAUGGGCUUGAUCAUGACAUAUUCAGACUCAAGGUCUGAAUUCAUUUGAAUCCAUGAUUUUGAACCAUGGCUUAUGCAAAAGUCGGGCCAUUAAUGAGUGGCACCUGUGGUUACAGCACACUAACGAGCCAACUGUUUUGAGUCCACUCUUGUUUUGUUAAGUUAUUAUUUUUUUUGCAGAAGUUUUUGCUUUGAUUCAACCUGGUAAUGAAUCUGCACUAAAUUGGCACCCGUUACGAACUGAAGGUUACAGCAUUAAUGAGCCUAUAGUUUUUGUCCACUCCUGUUUAGUGAAGUUAUUUGUUUAUGCAGAAGUUUUUUUCUUUCAUUUAGUCAGCUAAUGAAUGUUCACUAAACUGGCAUUUGUUACUAACUGAUGGUUACAUUGUCAGUGAGCCCACUGUUUUUGUCCACUCUUGUUAAGUUCUUUUUAUGCAAAAAGUUUUUGCUUUGAUUCAGUCAGGUAAUGAACGCUGACACUUGUUACUAAUGGAAGGUUACAUCAUUAAUGAGCCCACUGUUUUUUUGUUAAUUUUUACAUUAACAGCAGACUCAAUAAUACAGUAACCUUAGUAUAAAACUCGUGUCAAUUUAGCAUGCUGUGAUUAAACGUGGUCAUUCAUUAUUCUCAAAUAUACACACUAUUAUAUUGAGCGUAAUUGUGGAUGAAAUCUUCAUAAGCCAUGGUUUGAGAACAGGGUCCUGUUUCAUAAAACAAUGUCAUAAUAACAAAUGAACAACUUCUAUAACAAGUUUAUUAUCAGCCAAUCAAAUUGAAGGAUUUCAGUAGCUUUAAACUGUUAAUUCAAAUUUGUUAUAAUAAAAAGUUUUAUGAAAUGGGUACCAGAGGCCCAUUUCAUAAAACUUGUUACAAUAACAAAUUUGAAUUAACAGUUUUAAGCUACCAAUUUGAUUGGCUGAUAGCGAACUUGUUAUAGAAAUUGGGUAUUUGUUAUUAUAACAAUUCUUUAUGAAACUGACACCAGAGGGAUCAAAACCACAUUUGUGAAUUUGGGCCAAAAUGAUAGCUGUUUGAUCACUUGUUUAUUUAGUAAACUACAAUAACAACAACAACAAAAGAGGUGACCAACUUUGUUUUUUUGUAAAGAAA
Molecule: messenger RNA, 8216 nt
Organism: Lytechinus pictus (painted urchin)
Lineage: Eukaryota; Metazoa; Echinodermata; Echinoidea; Temnopleuroida; Toxopneustidae
Product: putative sodium-coupled neutral amino acid transporter 10
Exons: 20
Coding region: 648-4415 (1255 amino acids)
Biological process (GO): amino acid transmembrane transport
Molecular function (GO): L-amino acid transmembrane transporter activity
Source: RefSeq, a predicted model, not a curated record